AUGGAGGAAGGAACCGGUCCGCUACAAUCAGAGCCUCCUCCACUUCCCUAUACUCUUCGCACUCGCAAGAAGUCCAUCGCCCUCUUCUGGACCAUCUUCGUCAUCGACACACUAGGCCAGCCAGUCGCUCUUUACUGGGGGUUAUGGUACGGCACGAACCUUUCUCAUAACUUGGUCUUCUCUAUCGUGACGGCAUGUCUUGGAGGUGUCUCAGUCUUUGAAUACUUCUUCCGUCUGUAUAACCUGUUACGCAAAGGAUCGCGCGCGCGACCUUUGAACGCGCGGGAGGGAUGGCUGGACUUUUUUCACAUCAACUUCACCAUAGUAUGGCUGAUUCUAGCCGUUGAGCUGAUCGUAGGAACAGUUCCUGAAGAGCCUUACGUGCGUCUGGUCGCAAUGGUUCUCCCAACCGUCAUGUUUUACUUCGGCUUCGUCCACCUUUCCCUCGAUAUCCUCCGCAUGUGUCGGAAAAAGGCGCCUUUCCGUAUUUCCUCUACACCCAAGGGAUCCGUAAUGCCGACCGCAUUAUACGCAUUGAUCGAAGAUGUGGUUGCUGUGGAUGGCGGAGGUGGACAGAUAUACCGCUAUGCGCUGCGGACCCGAUACCUCUCGAGCCCAUACUUCCGCCGAAUGCUCUUCGAAAUGAACUGUUUCUGGAGUGGAGGAUCGAUUAUCUGUGCCGGAGCCAUUACCGCCAUUGUCUUCACUGUUGAAGAAUCGGUCGCAUUCACUCUGGGCUGGGCCCUUCCAUUCGCCUGGGCGGCUGUGUGGACAUUAAUCACUAUCCCGUGGGUUCAGAGCGACCUGCGCCGCGAGAAGGAGAACUGGAGUCAGAACCGCGAUCAAGGCGGCAUUCCAUGGGUGGAUGACAUUGACGCUCCUACCACUCGAACUCGGCUUGAAUCAGUGCAUGAUCGUAUUCCCAGCCUUUUCCCGUGGAACCGUGAGAAGAAGAGCGCUCCUUCGACACCCUCUGCGGAUGGUGCGGAUGGUGUUCAAAAGUCAGAAAUUCAGCCCGAUGUCGGAGCUACAGCAGCUGCGCGCGACCAGGCUCCAGAGGGUAUUUCCGGCAAUCCAGCACCCGCCGCAGCCGAGGAGCCAACGACUGAAAAAGCAGCUGAGGCGGCUCAUUGA
Penicillium chermesinum is the source of this 1134-nucleotide messenger RNA. RefSeq lists its product as uncharacterized. Lineage: Eukaryota; Fungi; Ascomycota; Eurotiomycetes; Eurotiales; Aspergillaceae. The record is from RefSeq and is a predicted model, not a curated record. The transcript has 6 exons. The coding region runs from base 1 to 1134 and encodes 377 amino acids.